UUUGAUUACGUUCUCGUGUGGGACGUGAUCCACGACCAGGCAGACCCGGAGAUGGCCCUGCGGGAAAUCUACCGCAUGGUCAAGCCGGGAGGCCGCUUCUCUAUGUGCGACAUCAAGGCGCGUUCUGGCCUGGCAGACAACAUGGGGAACCCCGUCGCUCCCCUGUUGUACGGCGUCAGCCUGCUCCACUGCAUGCCGGUGUCUCUGUAUUUCGACGGGAAGGGUCUCGGCACCGUGUGGGGGCAGGAGUCGCAGGAACAGAUGCUUCAGGAGGCGGGGUUUACUAACAUACAGGCCCUGGAUGUUCCCGAAAGUCCGGUCGAGAUUCACUUCUUGUGCAACAAGCCCUGAAAUUUUGGGUCGACGUUUUACCCC
Messenger RNA from Branchiostoma belcheri (Belcher's lancelet), 375 nucleotides. RefSeq lists its product as uncharacterized. The transcript has a single exon. The annotation marks the transcript as partial. Lineage: Eukaryota; Metazoa; Chordata; Leptocardii; Amphioxiformes; Branchiostomatidae. The record is from RefSeq and is a predicted model, not a curated record.